Porites lobata is the source of this 6160-nucleotide messenger RNA. The record is from the annotation of a GenBank genome assembly. Lineage: Eukaryota; Metazoa; Cnidaria; Anthozoa; Scleractinia; Poritidae.
AUGUCGUACAAGGAAGCAAAUGAUGUGUUGAACUACUGGUUCGGAGCGGGAGACCCUUCCAAGAGGCCCAAAUGGUUCGGAGGUGGAGAAGAGACGACUGAGGAAAUCAGAAACAAAUUUGGAGCACUAGUACGUAAUUAAAAGUAGCUAGUCCAUAAGGUGCUACCCAAAACUUUGAGCUUACUAUGAAACUUUUGCAUGCUUGAACAAGGCUGAGGUUUGUAUUUCUGCGGAUCGCCCCUCGAUCGGUGCUUCUCUAUAUAGACAAAAGUCGCUCGGCAACAACUCAAUUAGACACUUAAUCUCGCACUUAAUCGACUGUUUCGCGACGCCUCCACUGCCUUCCCUGUGAAAUGACGUCUGAGGAAGAAUUGCAGAGAUUACAUACUGAUGACGUGUCACUAGCCAGGUCUGACUGGUUGAAGGAAAUUCCCUACGCGGCAUAACCAAUCAGAAGUAUUACCCAGGUGUGGGUAAUGACACGUGAUCAGUAUGGAAUUUCCGCGCUCGUUUCUCAGACGUCAUUUCGCGGGGAAACCAGUGGUAGUGUCGCCAAAUGUCGGCUGUUUUCUCAGGAUAUUCAUAGUUCCGGAUUGAAAAUGAGAUAAUGACGAUUGAAUGCCUUGCGUCCUCUUGACGAUGGAGACUACGAACUCAUUGCAGAUUUAACAACGCUUCAGUGUACGGUUCUGGCGGCGGAUUAGCUUUGCUCCAAACGCAAAUUUCCCAAAAAGUCUUUACGUUAUAUACAGUUUCCGAAGAGAAAGUAGUAGUUUUAUUUUGUCUUGGCCCUACUCAUGAAACCCACGCGAAUACGAACGCCCGUAACUAUAAUGUAGCAAGACAAGCUGCCAUGGCCAUAUGCUUAAUAUUAGCACUUUUAACGAACAGGAAGUAGUUAUUUUGUCUAUUAGAAUUCAAACACAAAGAAAUUGUUCAACCUACAGGCUGGUAUUAGCUUCCUGGCAAAUCUUUAGGAGGUUCUCGUUGUUCGUCAGUUAAUUGUUGUCAUUUAUUCAAAGCUAUUCUUUGUUCAUUUCUGAUUGGCUUUAAUCCCCUGGCUGAUUCUCUAUAACCAACUGAUGCUGACCAAAUUAGAUGCGUAGAUUAGACCAUCAUUAACUUCAGUCACUCUGUCGUCAGUGGUUGUAUCAUGAAAUAUAUGAUUUUUGACGUCAUGAAAGACAGCGGAGGAAUGUUAUCCACUCCUGUCUUGAUCUGCAUAAUUCUUCAUAUCACACUCAGCCUCAAUCCAUAAUCGUCAGCUUUUGAUACCAUUUAAAUCUAGUGGCAUUUUUAUACGUUUUGUAGGUAGAGAAAGCGAGAAACGAUGAACUGGCACACUGGGAGAAUGAUCCUAAGGCUACACUGGCGUUAAUCCUCUUGCAAGAUCAAUUCAUGCGCAGCCUUUACAAGGUUAGAACAAGCUAAGGUGAAGAUAAUUAAUGAUUUUAUAAUUCCAAAAUGCGUGUCGCCUACUAGAGAUGCUCUUGAAAGCUUCCGCAGAGCUAGUCUCCCACGUCAAACAACGCUCCUCCCUAAAUUAUCCUUUCGAAACAAAGAACGGCUGUGUCUUGCCCUCUGUAAGGGAAUCCGCAUUCCGAAAUCCGGCAGAUUUUUGCUUGUGGAAUUGAGAAUCUUGAAAAGCUUUGCACGUGGAAUCCGGAAUCCUUGCCCCGGUUGUUCAAAAGUUGGAUAGCGCUAUCCACCGGGUAAAUUGCGAUCCAGCGGAUAGGUAUUAUGAAAUCCAAUUGCUAUCCACCCUUUGAACAACUGGACCGUGGGCUUUAGAAUCCGGAAUACAGCUCAUGAAAUCCAGAAUCCCACGAAUGAUUGGAAUUCAGUUAAGUUCCACUGAUAAAGAAUCCAGCAUCUGGAAUCCAGGCCAGAAUCCAAAACUGUCUUGGAUUGCUUUACAUAGGGCGCUGCGAUAGGAGAUUACUGGAGGACAAGUACAGCUUCUUUUUCAGGUUGUGGUCUUUUAUACUAGGUACAAGGGGACGAACUUUGCAAAUCAACUUGUCAACUACUUAAGCAAGCCCUCGUACAAGUGGCAUUAAAUUUUUGAUGAUAAUACCCCUAACAUUCUUUUUCUUCCUGAGGUUAACCGCUAUUGGUUCUAACUUAAUUGUAGGGCCGUCCUGAAUUUACCUGCAAAGAUCCAUACUGUGUAAAGCUUGCACGGAAGGUAAAUUAAAUUCAGCUGGGUCCUAAUUUAUUUUUGAAUAGGUAUGAACUCCUCAUCUGCGUUUCACGCGCCAGCGAAACUGCACUUCUCCCGCAACAGUUCAAACUUCUGCCAUUCUUUGAACUAGCAUACGACGACUUCUACGUGAAGUCUUGACUUACACACAGUCGACUUUUGUUAGCGACGAAGUCGCGAGAGUGAGCGUGAAGUUCCCCUCCUGAGCACUGACCCAACCAACACGGACUUUUUAGGGCUAAAGUCUAACUUGAGUCAGGCAAGGAUCAUAUAUUUCCUUCUGAUCUCAGAAUUCUGGCAAUUGCAAUUGCAAUGGCGAUUGGUUUGAAGUUGUUUAAAGGCAUUGCAUUUACUAAAUUAAAAGCUUUGAAUAAUGAAGAAAUCAUCUUACCGGACGUUUUCUUGUGCUUACCUUGCAAUCCGCUAUAUUUUGCUUACUUCCAUUUUUUUUUUAUUUGUUUCUCCGAGUUUCUUGUGCGGAUUGGCCAGGUUAGACAAAUCACAUCGAUCACUUUAAUUUGAUUUUUGUGUUGAUACUACAUAUUGGAAACGGUCUCCGGCGUAACUAAUCAUACCUGUUUUUUUUUUGGCUCUGGCUCUUUUUCCUUUUUAAAGUUCAUGCAACGGGAGAGUCACGAUCACUUAAAGUUUAGUGCGGCUGGACGAGCUUUCCUGUACCUUCCCUUUGAACACAGCGAGGAUAGAGAAUGUCAGGUAUGACCUACUUUAGCAGUGACAUUUUUGUGUCAAUUUAGUACUUUAGCAGUGCAUUCGUGAAACUGCAUUCUCUCACUAACCUGUUUUGAAGAUAUUUAUCGGUAUUUAAAUGGUAUAAUUUCUCCUCUUAUGGCAUGUUCGGGCACGCUAAGGUGGCACUAUCCUCAAGCCUUAGACUAUAAGUCUUACUCUUCAGUGCUCGCUACAUUCUUGUAUAUAUGUAUUCCUUUUGAGAUGAUGAAUAUAUGAAUUUAUUAUAUUUGAACCGCGGAAUGCCUUUGUCUUGUUAUCCUAGCUCUCAGUAAGUUGCGCUCACUCGAUGUUGGUUACAUUUUGCCCAUCCCCUCGUUCGGCCUUGUUGUUGAACUAUCCGCCCGCAAAGUGUUGUAACAAAGCACAAGACUAACAAGACUUUUGCAGUCUUUGUAACUGUCUCAGAUCAGAUGAUAAUAGUCGACUCAUUCACUUGUAUACGUUGUACCUGUGCGUUGAUAACUUGCGCUAUCGUUGACUGAACUGUUCUAGCCGCCACUUUGACUUGAACCGCUGAAUAACGUCUUAGUAUUCUCUCGUACACUCGCCUCGUUUGCAGUUUCUAUAGCCUGUUCUAUGCGUUCAGAUAGAGGAGGGUGGCGCGAAAUGGAGGACUCUGCAGGCAAAACAGCGGAAGAACAGAAGAGGGAGGAAGGAGAGCACGUUUAAUCGUUCGUCCUCUCUCUCCUCCAGGUCUACUCAAGAUCCGACUGACCUCACUGGUUUCGCCUUUUCUCUCCCUGCUCCAGUCCCUCACUUUUCUUUGCGCAUCCACAUUAUCUGAUCGUCUGGAAAAGGCUACAGUUUCUUAUGUUCAAAAAUGUUUUUUGUUUUUUUUUAACUUUUCUAUUAUUGUUCUCAAUUUCAGUUCAUUAAUAGAGUGAUUUUACUUAGCCUUCAAAUAGAUAGUAGACUACUACGCUCUAUUACACUCUAAUUUCACUGUUUUCUUUUGUUUAUUUGUAUAUUCUUUUGUUUCCUUUUUGUUUAUCUGGCAAUGAUUUUUAGAUACUGUUUCAUUGGUUAAGUAAAAUCUCUCCAUCUAGCGUUUAUUGUCUUUAUUAUUAUAUUUUAUGUAGGAGUUAAGCGUUAAGCUUUACGCACAGUUGGAAGAAGACACUAAAGGCACAGACCACGAGACUUACGGAAAGCAGUGGUAUACGUUUGCAUGUCUCCAUAAGGUGUGUAUGGUGCUGGGCUCGGUUGUUCAAAAGCUGGAUAGCAAUGGUUCUAGCCGCCAUGGGAUAAAUCGCUAUCUAGAAAAGUAAAUGUUUAUAGAUUAAGUGCAUUAUGUUGAUCCAAGCUGAUCCUGAUUACAAGCGAGUAAGAAAUCCAGGUCGAACGGAGCGAGAUUCGAAGCCGGGACCUCUCGGCCACGCUGCCUGUCAAUUGCGUCAACCAGUGGACAACAUCAUCCAACCUUUGAGCAACUGGAUCCAGGUCUCUUAAUUUCACUGAGAAAGUAAAUGGCGGAUUUAAACAUUCAACUCAACACUAGAGAGAAAAGUAGUGAUAAGAGGGGUUCAGAUUGACAAUUCUGACUGCAUACUUAUUUAUGUACACUCUUUUAUAUAUGUAUAAGAAUGUUUUUCUUCCGGCUUUGGCUGAACAUUCUUAUUUUUUUGCCUAUUUUAUGCUGAGAAUAUUCUUGUAUGGCUUAUAUGACAAUUCCGUUUUAGAAUAUAAUUGGGGUAUCAACCAUAGUUAGCGCAGGUUUCUUUCGUUUUCGGUUGGCUAGUUUUGCCGUUUAGAGAAAGGAAUAAGUUAAAAAAUAUAUCAUUUUAUUGUAUUUAUAGAUUUUCAAGUCACAAAAUUAUAUCCGGCUUUUCUGUCAAAAUCUUAGCCUGGGGUUUAUUCUUAAGAUAUUCUUUAAGGUUUGCAAAUUUCAGCCUCGAUUCAAAUAUAUUAUUAUCAUUAUACUACUACAUGAAAAAUUACUGCAAUUUGAUUGGCUUAGAGCGGUGGUAUUUCAGCUUAAUACCUACAUGUGAAAAUUACAAACCUUUUGAGGGUAGUAGUAUAAACAAAUAAUAGCACGAUUUGUACGUGAUAUUUGGCAUAAAUAUCACUCGUGAUAUUUCAAAAUUGUCUCAACUUUCAGUCGCCUAACGGUUCGUGAAAUUACGUAUAACAAUUUCGAAAUAUCACUCGUGGUAUUUAUGCCAAAUAUCACUACAAAUCAUGCUAUUACCUAUACAAAGAGUGUAGCAGGCUAAAUUUAAUUAGAGUGUCUAUUUUAUAUAACCGAUUAUAGCUAAGUUUUAUACUACCGUUAUUCGUUCUCCCCGUGUUUGACGGGUGUUACAGGAGUAAUGAAAGCAAAGAUUAGUUUUAUAUAGAAAUUGAAAUCAGAGCACAAGUGAUAAGCGGGUCGCUGGGUUUGUUUAUUUCCUGCACUGAACAAAGUUUUUUCCACAAUAAUGUGCAUGAUAAAUUAUAUAAAUCAUCGUGAAAUUUAGUCAUUUCGCUGGUGGUGUCUUUUACCUUCUUCAGGAGGUAGUCGACCAAUUUGGACGUUUUCCCCAAAGAAACAAAGUUCUGGGCAGAGAGAACACUCCCGAAGAGGAAGAUUGGCUGAAUAACAUGCCGGAUCGUUUCAAAUGGUAAACAAGAGCAAGUCUAGGAGCAACCAAGAUCUGUGUAUCAUAGUUAGAUUUGACUGUUGUAAAGUACGCUAUCCUCGUGCUGUUCAAGUGAAGAACUCAGUUAGUUGUUUGUGUCUUUCAAGAAAACUUAAAGGAUACUUUAUUUAUUAAACACAUGAGAAACGAUUAUGAUCUAAGCUAAAUCAUACGCGCAGCCCUAGGAGGACUAGUAGUAGCAGAUUGUUCCUUCCCGGUUUUAAGCAUUCUUCUGAAUAAUUAAUCCCCUCUCAGGAAUUUUAUUGCUAAACUAAACUAUCAUUCUUGAAUGAAAAUUGCCGCACUGACUUUUCGAGACUUUCAUAUUCCGUUUUUCACACCAGGUUAUUCUGUCCUCUGCUGCGUUCGGUACAUUAUUUGAAUUUUCCACUAAUUCUUCGGCCAGCCAGCACGUUUAUUUUCAAGUACAUCACUCACAUCACUAUCACAUCAGUCAAACUAAAAAAUAUGGAAAUAAUAUCUCGUGUGAACUCAAACCCCCAACCUAAUAUCAAUUUUGAAGGUUCUGACGACCUCGUUAUUAUACCCCUAAUGGUCUUAAAUGUGGACCCCUGAUACACUUCUU